Molecule: messenger RNA, 616 nt
Organism: Owenia fusiformis
Lineage: Eukaryota; Metazoa; Annelida; Polychaeta; Sabellida; Oweniidae
Source: the annotation of a GenBank genome assembly
UAUACAUAAGGUAUAUUUUAAAAUUACAGGUAUCACAGCCAAACUAAAGCAAAUCGAGGAUGCGGACAAUGACGUUGAUAAAUCUAGCAAGGUUUGCAAUCGUUGUUGUUUUCCUGCAUGUUGUGAAGCCAACCUUUGAACGAUAUGCACCGCCGGCAGAAGUCUACAACGGAACGUGUAAGGGUAACUACAGGAAAUACAGUAAGAAAGACUGCGAAGAAUCGUACACUAAAUUUAAAAGCAGGACCGCGUAUACUGGAUUGGAUAUUCAGCAACACACCUGGCAAUGUGAUAACAUGUUUAAAUGGUCGGCCACCGCGGCAAAUAAGACAGGUGGUGGGACAGGAUUUACAGAAUCUCAGAAAGAUUGGCUUAAAGGACUUCUAGAUCAUUUGACCGAAUCAUUAAACCCCUCGAAGAAAAGAAGUGUUCACGGGUUCCCAAUCGGCACAAGGAAAGAGUAUCGCGUGGCAUCAUAUACUGAGCGGAUGAAAUUUCACCGAGCUAUCAACAUGCUAAAGAACGAUCCGAUUGAUGGGCCGUUUAAUACUACCAACAAAUACGACACAUUAGUGUCAUUUCACCAUGGAGCCGUUGCAAUUGGGGCGCAUGGGGG